Molecule: messenger RNA, 771 nt
Organism: Colletotrichum chrysophilum
Lineage: Eukaryota; Fungi; Ascomycota; Sordariomycetes; Glomerellales; Glomerellaceae
Exons: 3
Coding region: 1-771 (256 amino acids)
Source: RefSeq, a predicted model, not a curated record
AUGAGGAAGCACAACAGUCUGCAAGUGGAUGCCAAGGAUAUAGCCCGGAAGUUCGCGGAGUGCGCCUUAGACCUUCUCGACGCCGAACGAGGCGUGUUUACAGCUGAGUGCUCUCUCUGCGAGAUCAUUGAUCAGCUCGUCUCCGGUUUCAUCGAGAACGACACUCAGCGUCCCCUCCUCGAUGGCGGACGCUGCACGGUGUUUUACAACAAGCUUCUCUGCUGGAAGCUGUCUCUGCCGGAUCAUCUCACGACGAGCAACAGCGUACUCCCGUCGAUACUAUUAUUGCAUCUAGACUUUGACGGCCACGACCCCGUCUCCCUGCAAAUCCUCCAUGCGAGCUCCAUGAUCUCGAACUUGUGGAUCUAUCGCGGCCUCUACACCCUGAAACACGAGUACUGGGCUGCGGAGCAAUGCUCGUUUGCCGUCCAUGUUCUGUUACCGCAUAUGACGGACCCCGCCGUACACGACACGGUCGCGAAGGCGUGCUGCGUGCUCCACGAGAUGGGCAUCCGGAGUUGUGUAUCGGGCCGUGCGGCGGAACUCCUCUGGGACAUUGAGGGGACGGCGAGGGCCAGGGGCAUUCGUGUUCCCCCGUAUGGAAAGGGCUCAAGGGUGCCGGAAAUGGGCGCCAUGCCCACGUCUGUUGUGAAAGGAGUCCGUGUUUUUGACGGUUCGAAUGGUGAUUACUUUGGUGGCGCGGACGGGAACAGCUGUGUUGUCAGCUUUGACAGCAUCAUUGGCGAUAUUCAAUUAGUGCAGCCUCGUUGA